AUGAAUGGAGGCCAUGCAGGCAGAGGCAGCCGCGCGUGCGCAGGCACUGGUGAAAGCGGGUCCAGUGAAGACUGGAACCAGGCGGCAGAUGGGUGUCUUCCUCCCUGCCCCUGUCUCGCCGGCUCCCCCUGGGAUCGUCUGAGCCCAGAACCUGAGGAGAAAGGAGAGGAGGAGGCAGAGGUGGAGGCGGGAGAGGAAGUCAAGCUCCUUCCCAGCAGAAGAGCCGCGUGGGAAGCAGGCUGUGGGGCCCGCAGCGCCCCUGGCCCCGGCCUGGCUGCGGUGCCCAGCACCUGCCGGUAG
This is a messenger RNA of Pipistrellus nathusii (Nathusius's pipistrelle), 300 nucleotides long. The record is from the annotation of a GenBank genome assembly. NCBI's taxonomy places the organism in Eukaryota, Metazoa, Chordata, Mammalia, Chiroptera, Vespertilionidae.